CGGGUCACGAGGAAACACUUCCGGUGCGUCGGAGCGGCGGGACUGGAGAACUUGGUUCUGGAGAAGGGUGACUCUCAAGAGGCCUCUGGCAGUGGUGACUGAGGCCAUGGCCUCCGACCUAGACUUCUCACCUCCUGAGGUGCCUGAGCCCACCUUCCUGGAGAACCUGCUGCGGUAUGGGCUCUUCCUAGGAGCCAUCUUCCAGCUCAUCUGUGUCUUGGCCAUCAUCGUACCCAUCCCCAAGUCCCAUGAGGCGGAGGCGGAGCAGUCGGAGCCCAGAAGUGCAGAGGUGACGAAGAAGGCCAAGGCCGCUGUUCCUCCCCCCAGCAAGAGGCCAAAGAAGGAGACGAAGAAGAAGCGUUAGAAGAGGGAGCCCACGGCCUUGGCCUUGGGGACAGCCCUCCUGGGAGCCAGCAUCCCGUUUCCUCUCACACACUGUCUCUGUCCUUGGCUCGGGGUCUGAGGAGAUUGAUGACCACAGAGAUCUGAACAGUAGUCCCCAGGCUCCAGCUGUGCAGACCACCACUUCCUCUUCCUUCACUCUGUGGUACAGAGAGCAAGCACUGCCUCGAGGGUUCCGAAGCCAGGACCGAGCCUCGGGUCCAGUGGUCUCAUCACACUGCACUGUGGAGUGUUAUCUAAGGCUGCAGUACAAGCACACCCUCUCCCUGUCACUUCUUUUUUUUUUCUUGUUACUUUUGUGUGCACAGAACUUCACAUGUGUUCAGCCCGCUCACUGCGGCAGCCAGGUCCUGAAGGGGUUGGGGGUGGGGGACAGCAGAAGGCCUGGGCCCAGUGGCGCCUGCACAGGAAGGUGCUAGCUGAACGAGGCCAGAUUCCCUGGGCACAGACUUCGUAAGCCUUUCAAGUGGGCUUGUCACUUUUACACCAACCUCUUUUCACCCACUCUGACAUUCAAGGUGCCUUUGACUGUCCUGUCAUCUCCCCGUGUCUUCAUUCCCUGACCAGUGAAGAACAAGUGUGUGGAGAAGUCAAAGCCAGUAAACUGUCCCACAUGCUGAA
Phodopus roborovskii (desert hamster) is the source of this 1023-nucleotide messenger RNA. It is a transcript of the gene Manbal, whose product is annotated as mannosidase beta like. The coding region runs from base 107 to 364 and encodes 85 amino acids. Gene Ontology annotation, cellular component: membrane. Lineage: Eukaryota; Metazoa; Chordata; Mammalia; Rodentia; Cricetidae. The transcript has 3 exons. The record is from RefSeq and is a predicted model, not a curated record.